Molecule: messenger RNA, 3870 nt
Organism: Labeo rohita (rohu)
Lineage: Eukaryota; Metazoa; Chordata; Actinopteri; Cypriniformes; Cyprinidae
Product: transmembrane protein 74
Exons: 4
Coding region: 418-1272 (284 amino acids)
Source: RefSeq, a predicted model, not a curated record
CUGGCAUAAUAUUUCGAGUCUUGUACAUUAUUCUAUGACCUUGGUUAAUAUUUUUUAGAGAUUUUAUGAUCCUGUUAUUACUCUGUGUCACUGUAGUGCGACACAAGUUUUGAUUGAAAGAUAAGGCCUUCAACGUGGUAGCAUUCCUGUCUAUGCAGGGUCAGAAAGCUUUUGGAUUCCAUCAAAAAUAUCUUAAUGAACAAUGAACGAAGGUCCUACGAGUUUGGAACGACAUGAGGCUUGUCUUAGAGGCUCACGGAGCACUGAAGCGACCUGAGCGCGGCGCGCGGGUGGAACAGGACGAGCUUCCCUUAAUUAACGGAGCGCUAGCCCUGCAGGAAUGCCAGCGAGGCGCUGCUCGGAGAAGGGAUGCUAUAGCCAACAUGCUAUGAGACAAACACAUGAAUAGAAGUUCAAAUGGCUGAUCUUAAAGUCCUCUUCUGUGGUCAAGACGCUGUCCAGACGGAUCACCUUGACUGGUCCCUAAAACACCAGCAAAGUCAUCACUCAGUGUGUGCAGAUGAAAGGGCUCUUUCCAAUGAAGAGUGCUGCCAGGCGUAUCUGGAGGAGAAUGUUAAUGAGGCGAACAGGCUUUCAGAACCAUGGACAGCGACUCUGCCAAUUGGACGGCUCUGCAAACUCAAUGAAUGGGGAUUUGAUGAAGAAGUUGAGGUAUGUUACGACGAGCAGUUUGAAACAGCUUUUCCUGGUGUGGCUGACUUUGCUGAGCAAAAAGACGGUCAGCUGUUAGCAGAGGAGACCAACUAUGACAACUUCAGUUGGAAUUCAUCCAAAGAUCUCCAAGAAGGCGCCCCAGAAUGCUCCCUGCUGUCAGUUGACGAUUUCAUGGUGGAUUCAUCGGAGAAGUCAGUGGAUUAUGGAUUUAUAGGUGCUGUUACUUUUUUAGUUACUGGGAUUUCCUUGGUUGUCAUCUCCUAUACGGUUCCACGUGACGUCAAGGUGAAUCCCGAUACCGUUUCUGCCCGGGAGAUGGAGCGCUUGGAGAGAGAGAACGCCCGGGUGGGCGCUCACCUGGACAGGUGUGUGAUUGCAGGACUGUGCCUCCUCACACUCGGAGGUGUGGUGCUGUCAACUUUGUUGAUGAUCUCCAUGUAUAAAGGGGAGAUGAUCAGGAGACAAGCAUUUGCUUACUCCAAGCACCAAGCCAGACUUUACGGCUCUAUGAAUUUUAGAAGUGGCGCGAGCCCAACAGGUGCUCCUUCGCUUUUGUCCCUUGAUGAAGAUGAAGGUCCUGUUGAAGUCUUAAGUUGAAGCUGAUUCAGCUUCUUACAAAAACAAUAGUUCAUGUAAUAACAUCUAAAUUUACUUCAAACCCAAGUCAAAUAAACGUGACUACAACUAAAGUAAUUUUAAGGGUCCAAUCAGGUUCAAAUUCUACACUUUUUGCUUUGGAUUUAAUGGACAAUUAAAUGUUACAUCUAUAAAAAAUGUAACACACUAACAUGGACUUGAGUCCUGUUUAUGUGAAAAAUAUAUAUGUGUGAGUCUGUGCAUUUUUGCAAAGCAUAUGUUCAUGUAAAUAUACAGCAUGCUUUACAAAUGCAGUUAUAUAAGCCUCAUUUUCUUUGGGCUUUUUAUUAUUAUAGGACCACUCAGCUACAUUGCCAAAUGUGCAUUUGUGUCGUUUUUAGCCAGUUGUCACAAUGGAAAAGAAAAAGACUUUUUUCUUUAUUUUAUUUAUUUAUUUGGGCUUGGUUUGGCAGUCUGUGUCUGACAGCUGACUUAAUCAUCAGUCAUUGUAUGAAAACCUCUCUCCAAUCAGGAGGGACAAAGAUUUAUUCCAAUGCCUCCGGAGCCAGUCAAAUCUAUAUAUCUGCAUUCGCAUUUGCAUUAAAAUGCACAGCUUUACAACAGCACAGGUAACAUGAAUGCACACCAGGGAGGUUUUGAACUAAUUUUUGUGAGCUUAGUUUAUUUAGAGAAUAUCUGUGCUUUUUAAUGCACAUGGGAUGUAGGAAAUGUGUGAGCAGAUGUCUCUCUCUCUUUCUCUCUCAUCAGUGUGCCCGCAUACUAGAGGAGUCUCAUGGGAAAUGACUGCUCUAUGUUUCUCCUUCCCAAUAGCAACUAACCCCAUUAGAGUCACACAUCAUAACACGUAAUGACCCGAAAGAACAGAAUCCAGAAUGCAGACCGCAGCAAAAGGCACAUAAAACCAUUGUGUAGGUUCUCAUCCCCCAAAGCACAAGCUGUCAGAAACAAGUAAAGAGAAUUAACCUGAAACAGCCUCAUAUUUAAGUCAGCUGACAAACCAAUUGCACAAGGUUAAAAUCAAAAUGUUAAAGGAAUAGCUCACCCAAAAAUAAGACCUGAAGAUCUUUUACUGUUUCCUGAACUUGCAUGACUUUAUUUCUUUUGCAAAAUACAAAAGAAUAUUUUAAAGAACUGUUUUUGUGCAUACAGUGGAAGUCAACUUGGUCCAAAACAACAUUUUAUGGAUUAAAAAAAUAAUAAUUAUUACUAUUUAGGGGAUCAAGCGCGUAAUUGUUAGAAUGGUCACAGAUCAGCAAUCUCCACAUGAAACUGAUCGUGCAGACCAAACCGUAAGUCAUAGAGACUUGAAACUUGGAGGAAUGGUAGUACUCUUGCCACCUACAAUGUGACCAAGGCUUGUCCCAAUCGGCCUGACGGGGGCACUACAGCGAACAAAAGAAUAAAAUUACCCAUAACUCCUAAACCACCAGUUGCAGGCUCAAGUGUCUUAUGUCAUUGGAAUCUUUGGCUCGUGGCAGACAAAACACAUGUCAUCAGAUUCAAUCGUGAGCCUGGAAAAUUUUUUGGGGAUUUCACAUUUUUGUAAAAACCUACUUUUGCGAACUAGUCCUAGUUUUUUCAUCUAAUCGGAACCAAAUCAGUGAAUUUCGCCAAAAAGUUUGAAAGGGUCACUUUUUUUUUUUUUUUGAGGGUCACUUUUAGUAAAAUGGCUAUAUCUGCGCAACCAUAUGUCCUUUCAACAUGGAAAUUGGUGUGCACAGUCUUGGUUCAAAGUGCCACACGUGUCUAUAAGGACAUUUUCAUAUCUAAAAAAACAUGUCCGCCAUUGGCUGACAAAUUGCAAGCACCCGUUAGACAAGGUAAACAGAGGCCGAUCAGAACGAAACUCAGUGGGCCUGUUCGACUCAUAGCCCCAAAGGUGUGAGAGAAAUUUGAAAGAAAUCUCCCACUGGGGGGUGAUAUCGCAUUUUUCAAAGGGUGUAAACGAUUAUACGUUGGAUGUUUUUUUCUGCACAUACGCGUGAUAUUCAUCAUAUGACAAAACUCCUCAUUAUGGACAACUUUGCCUCUACCAGUGCUGUCAAUCAAAUCGUUUGUUAAAUGAUUAAGAAGAUAAUAAAACCUACUUUUGUGAACUAGUCGUAAGUUUUUCACUCGAUCUGGAAAAAAAAAACACUGCAGUACAAUUCUCUGGACUCUCUAGGUCAAUAAUUAUGUUAAAAUAUACCCUGUGGGAGGCUAUAACGGGGUCAUUUAGAAAAGAGACCUGUCCAAAUUUACCCAAAAUCCUAUAAAGCCUAAAGGAAAACUCAAAACUUCACAAAACCUGCGAAGCACGUGUGACCAGUGAUUCUACACAAGCAUGCAAAGUUUUAAGGGGAUCGGACCACCGCUGGCACUAUAACAGUCAUAAAUGUUUUUUUAAAUAUUAUUGCUAUUAUUAUUAUUAUUAUUAUUAUUAUUAUGCAAGUAGUGAAUGUGAUAAUGUUUACAUGUACCAAAUACAGAAUCCCUUAGACAUAUAACACAUAUAACAAAAAAAGAGAGAAAAAAAUUAUAAUAGUCAGUAAAGAAUGUGACAAUAUUUAAAUGUGCCAGAUAUAGAUUGGACAAACAAACAUAUAUACUAAUAGCCAA